CGCAGCAUCAUCGCGAUGAUCCCGUCGCUUCUUCUCUGCACAAGACAAGCAGCUAUCGCGGUGGCUGACCAUCCUCCUCUGUGACCAUUGUGUGACCCCUCUUUCAUCAUCUGCUGUCCACCAUGGAGAACCAAGCUCAAGGCCCCACACAGCAGGGCGAGCUGAACUGGCGUCUCAGCGCCCAUCCGAUCACCCUACUAUGUUUCCUAGGCUUCCGCAUCAGCGCUCUGCUGAUGUACCUAUUCGGAGUGCUCUUCAUUAGAAACUUCAUCCUCGUCUUCAUCAUCACUCUCCUCCUCCUCGCCGCCGACUUCUACUACCUCAAAAAUAUCGCCGGCCGGCGCCUCGUCGGCCUCCGCUGGUGGAACGAAGUCAACACCACCUCCGGCGACUCGCACUGGGUCUUCGAAUCCUCCGACCCCAACGCCCGCUCCAUCACCGCCACCGAUAAGCGUUUCUUCUGGCUCAGUCUCUACGUCACCCCGGCGCUGUGGAUCGGUCUGGCUAUUCUGGCUAUUAUCCGCCUCAGCAGUGUGAUCUGGUUGAGUUUGGUUGCCAUCGCACUCGUCCUGACCAUCACCAAUACCGUCGCUUUCUCGCGCUGCGAUCGCUUCAGCCAGGCGUCGACGUUCGCCAACCGUGCCUUGUCCGGUGGAAUCGUGAAUAACAUUGCCGGUGGUCUGCUGGGCAGACUGUUCAAGUAAGCUGGGUUGCUGGCUGCUGGCCGGCUAGCUAGGCUGGAGAUAGUCCUUUCUGCCGUUGGUUGCAUGUUUUCCUGCUGUGGUCUUUAUACAUGGGGAGGUUCUCGCUUUGUUCGAUGAGUCACGUGCCCCGCUGAGAGCGUAAGGAAGACAUCCUAUGGUGGAUGAAUGUAGGGCUUCUGCUUUCUUUUUCUUUUUCUUUUCUCCUAGACUUCUGGUUCGUUGAUAGCUCGCAUGAUGAAUCUGAUCAACAUGAAUUGCA
Aspergillus steynii IBT 23096 is the source of this 963-nucleotide messenger RNA. RefSeq names its product DUF846 domain-containing protein. Gene Ontology annotation, biological process: vesicle-mediated transport; protein secretion. Gene Ontology annotation, cellular component: Golgi membrane. The record is from RefSeq and is a predicted model, not a curated record. Lineage: Eukaryota; Fungi; Ascomycota; Eurotiomycetes; Eurotiales; Aspergillaceae. The transcript has 3 exons. Bases 123 to 704 code for a protein of 193 amino acids.